AUGUACAUUAAGGCACACCAGAAGGUGAGCUUGAUGCAGGAAGAAGAAAAUAAGCUGGUGGACAGAGAGGCAAAAGAAGCAGCAAAAGAAGAGGUAAUUAUAGAAGGAGUUUUAAUUUCUGAUGGGAACAUUCCUUUAGAAGGCAGUCAUGAUCUCACUGUGCCUGUGACCCUGGAUGGCACGGCCAUCACUGUCCCCAACCACAUCUGUCACUGGUGCUUCACCAUGCGGUUUUCCUUCCCUUUCCAGAGCGCUGCUGAGCCAGUGGAUGAGCAGGUGGCAGAUGCUGCAGCCAAGACCCCAGCACAGAUGGAUCCUCUUGAUAAAACAGUGGAUGUGGAGCAGGACCUGGUGGACUGGCAGAAGCCCUUGCUGUGGCAGGUGGGCUACCUAGGGGAGAAGUAUGAAGAGUGGGUGCACUUGCACCAGCCCAUCGAUCAUCCCAUCCACCUCUUCUACUUGGAUUUCCUUGAGUCCCUUUCCAAGACAGCAUGGUAUGUGGUGUUCAUGGUGUGGGCUCCCAUGGUGCUCUAUCUCAAUUGGGUCAGCUUUACCUCCCUUGCCCAGGGCAACACCAGUCUCUUCUCAUCCUUCACCACAGAGUACUCUGUCCCCAUCCACAAAUACUACUUCCCCUUCAUCUUCCUCCUGGGGAUGUUCCUGUGGUCCCUCCUAGAACACCUCAUCCAUCGCUUUGUCUUCCACAUGAAGCCACCUGCUAGUGAUGCUAACUACUAUCUCAUCACCCUGCAUUUCUUGCUGCCUGGGCAGCAUCACAAGUCUCCCUUCAACAGCUCCCACCUGGUGUUCCCUCCUGUGCCAGCCUUGCUAGUGAUUGGCUUCUUCUAUGGCAUCCUGCAGCUCCUGCUGCCUGAGGAGCUGGGGCUCUCAGUGUUUGCUGGGGGGCUCUGUGGCUACAUCAUCUACGACAUGAUGCACUAUUACCUCCACUACGGAUCCCCAAAGAAGGGCAUCUACCUGUACGGCCUGAAGGCUUAUCAUGUCAAGCACCACUUUGAACACCAAAAAUCAGGCUUUGGCAUCACCACUCACUUUUGGGAUCAUCCCUUCAGGAUGCUCAUCCUUGAGGAGACCUUUGAGGAGGACUGA
Messenger RNA from Melopsittacus undulatus (budgerigar), 1110 nucleotides. Its product is annotated as fatty acid 2-hydroxylase-like. Lineage: Eukaryota; Metazoa; Chordata; Aves; Psittaciformes; Psittaculidae. Gene Ontology annotation, cellular component: membrane; endoplasmic reticulum. Gene Ontology annotation, biological process: fatty acid metabolic process; lipid biosynthetic process. The transcript has 10 exons. The coding region runs from base 1 to 1110 and encodes 369 amino acids. The record is from RefSeq and is a predicted model, not a curated record. Gene Ontology annotation, molecular function: iron ion binding; fatty acid 2-hydroxylase activity.